AUUAAAUAACACAUUCAAAAUGAGCAUUUGCUGGGACCGUGUUCACCAAAAUAAGACAUGCCUCAACGUGUAAAAUAGCGGAUUACUGAAACUCCCGUGGCUCAGGUUAUUCAUGCAAAAAGAACGACAACGAGUGACAGUGCAGGUUUACACUCAAACUACCACCAGCUUUCUGCUGUGUGUGUGUUCGGGGAGAAGGUGGAACACGGGAGCUGGAAGGUUACACUGCUACAUUACAAACUCAAGUUUAGGAAUUGAAGGAAACAUACAGGGACAGUGAAACAAACGCGGCAGUGUGGCUCCCUAAAAAAACGCUUUAAAGGUGAUGAGCAUUGAAUCCUCCAUUAAAAAGCCGGUCAGCACUAACUGGAUACGAUCGCUAUAAAUAUCUCUUCACAUGAUAUAUUUAUUUCCUCAUCAUAUCCUUUCAUCGGGCAACUUGAAGUCAUUCUAUAGCAGCUCUUACAGCAAAGUCAUAGACAAAACUAUAGAGUACAUUAGAGCCAUGUGUCUUAAAUGUAGCACAGGGUCGAUUAGCUCGUAACUCUGGAUUUGGAUUUGUUUGCCUGUUGGACUGACCCCCCGGUUUUGACCCUGCCUGAACACAAGUAAAGAACUGUGAUUGCAUUUCUGUUUCUGAGUUGUGCUUUUGGGUUCUAGUACUCGGUUCUGAAACGACAUAAAUAGCCUGGUGUUGGACGGCUUCCUGCCAGCAGCAAACACUGCAGUCAAACAGUUUCAUGGCUCAUCCGACAGGAAAAACUGGCGGGCAAACAAUCAGAAUUCAGCUCCACACUCGAUCCACAUCACUCGAGCUGCAUCACAUUUAAGGCGCUCACGUCGAGGAUCUUUGAGUUUUACAAGUUUUACUCAAACACAGUCACAGCGGGGCAAAAUUCUUGGCAGUAUUUAAACUGAACUCCUUUUACAGCCUUGGCCUUUUUCUGUGAAUACAUUCUGUGUUACAGAAAGAUAUUCAUAUUUGUCAGCACAUUGUUGCAAAAUAAAAGAAUUCCUCCCGGUUAAGAUUGUUUAACACCUAAAAUACACUACAUGAACUUUCACAUUCUUGGUAAGCUAAGUUGCAACAAUAAAUGGAGGUGAUUGUUGUGACGUAUUAGCUCUUUAAAGCCAGUGAAUUUCACCAUUUAUAAUUAUUGGGUUUGAACAUGCAAAUGGCUCACGUGCAUACGGAGAAUAACAUAAUCUCCUUAUGUUCUUAUUUGAUAUGAUCAGGGUCAGAGGUAGAACUGGGACCAAAGUGUGUCCACGGACGUCGUCCUCGUUGAAUCACAGAUGUACAAACUGUAUCUGAGGUUACAACAUUUGGACACAAUUAGCAAAUCUUUUCUUAUUUUCUUGUAUAUUUAGUAGGACCUGAAAUACAUAUGUAAAUAAUUAACUACUCCUUGUGCAGUUGAAGCUCAAUUCAGAUACAAACUGCAUUGAGAUCCUCACACAAUUAGUGGGAACAUUGGGAUGUAAUAGAGAGUAAUGGGGCCUUAAAAUAAACUAACAGUGAAAAUAAUCCCCAGUACGGCCCAUUUAAUUUCUUUUCCUCAAUGUAAGUUUAUUCAUACUGAGCAGCCUGAGAGCCUGUUGCAUACGCAUAUAACGCAGAUAUUCACGUUUACAUAAGGGUGCAAGUUUUCCAAUUAGUUACAUGUGAAACAGUGUUGAGAGGCAGCCUAUUAUGAUUUGCAUGUGUACACUAAACGUACUGUUAACUUCUUAGUAAUAAUGUGCUUCAAAAUCUUUAACUCAGUGUGAUUCCAUUUGUUGCAGUUGUGGUGAAAAGGCAAACAUUCCUAACUUGCAUCCGCAGUGAUUUCAUUAGGAGCUCGAGGUAUUUCCUCUAAUCCCAGUGGAGUGCUUAAAUAAACCAGGCCGAGGGUCACAGGAGGAGGGAACGACCAGUUCGGGCCGCCUGGAUCUUUUUCACAUCCCCCCGAUCGUGGGAAACGCACCUUGGCGGCCUCCAGGUGUGAAGUGUAAACCCACGGCGGUUAAAGAAGCAGUAAAGCGCUGCCCAAAACAUGAUCUUCCUCAUGGACCUCCAGAUGAUGCUGCUGGACGUGAUCUACUUCAUCCUGCGCAACUCCGUCCGGGCGGUCCUGCGCCCGCGCACCAAGCCCAUCGAUGGCGAGCUGGUGCUGAUCACCGGGGCAGGUGGCGGCCUGGGUCGCCUCUUCGCUCAGGAGUUCACCAAGCACGGGGCGGACGUGGUGCUCUGGGACAUAAACAGCGAGCACAACGAGCGGACGGCCAGGCUGGUGGGCGAGAUGGGGGGCAAGGCGCACGCUUACACGGUGGACGUGACCGACAGGGUGGACGUGUAUCGCAAGGCGGAGCUGGUGCGAAGGGACUUGGGCCGGGACGUCACCAUGCUGGUGAACAACGCCGGCGUGGUGGCCGGGGAGCGCCUGCUGGACUGUCCCGACGAACUGAUCGAGAGGACCAUGAAGGUCAACUGCCACGCCCUCUUCUGGACGGUGAAGGCCUUCCUCCCUCAGAUGAAGGCCCAGAAUCACGGACACAUCGUCACCAUUGCCAGCGUCCUCGGCCUCUUCAGCACAGCUUGCGUAGAGGAUUACUGUGCCAGUAAGUUUGCCGCAGUGGGCUUCCACGAGUCUCUGGCACAUGAGCUACUGGCCGACGAGGUUGAAGGAGUGAAGACCACCCUGGUGUGCCCUUACAUCGUAGACACGGGCAUGUUUGAAGGCUGCAAGAUACGGGAGGAAGCCGAACUGUUCCUUCCUCCUCUGGAGCCCCAGUACUGCGUCGAGCAGGCCAUGAACGCCAUCCUGGUGGACCAACCGUUGGUGUGCAUUCCCCGCCUCACGUACCUGCCUUUCCUCUCCAGAGCAUUGUUGCCGUGGGAAUCUAACGUGAUUACGUAUCGUUUCCUGGGGUCUGACAAGUGCAUGUACCCUUUCAUUGACGCCAAGAAGAAGCAAACCUCUAAUGGCGCUAUCACAGUGGCAUAGUUGUACCCAAGUGGACUAAAGAUAACUGUUGGGAGUCAAAAACCUUCGUAUUAAAUUCAAAUGUCCCUAACAACAAAAGAAAGGUCUUGCUGCCCGUGUGGACAUCAGCGGGUCGUACUGCCCAGCUGCAGCUACAGAGCGGAUGUGAUCUUAAGAAGGAUCCAUUCUGAAGUGUGUGCUAGAUGCCGACUCAGCCAAGUGGUCAUCAGCACGCUAAAGACACUUCAGCACAGUUUAAACGUCCUUUCAAACACACACACAUCUGUGAAAUGACACAAUACUGUACAGCGACGGAGUUCUGAACCAUCCAAACCAUCCAAAGGGGGAAUUUGAGUUACUGCAAUAUCUGAAUAAUACACUACAGUAUUGUUCCACCUUGUUUACAGAAUAAAUGAAAACCACGACUCUAAAAUACAA
Gasterosteus aculeatus aculeatus (three-spined stickleback) is the source of this 3404-nucleotide messenger RNA. It is a transcript of the gene rdh20, whose product is annotated as retinol dehydrogenase 20. The record is from RefSeq and is a predicted model, not a curated record. Gene Ontology annotation, molecular function: oxidoreductase activity, acting on the CH-OH group of donors, NAD or NADP as acceptor. Lineage: Eukaryota; Metazoa; Chordata; Actinopteri; Perciformes; Gasterosteidae. Gene Ontology annotation, cellular component: lipid droplet.